Molecule: messenger RNA, 3495 nt
Organism: Apiotrichum porosum
Lineage: Eukaryota; Fungi; Basidiomycota; Tremellomycetes; Trichosporonales; Trichosporonaceae
Exons: 10
Coding region: 1-3495 (1164 amino acids)
Biological process (GO): endosomal vesicle fusion; vesicle-mediated transport; autophagy
Cellular component (GO): cytoplasm; fungal-type vacuole membrane
Source: RefSeq, a predicted model, not a curated record
AUGGCAUCGUACAUCGAACAGGAGCCUUACAUCGUGCAGCCUGUGCUGUCUGAUCUGUAUUCAAGCCGCGACCUUCUUGACUUUGACUCGCCAGCUCUCAUCUCGCCUGAGCCCGUACAGCAAGCUACCGCCUCGCUCUUCUCUUCCGUUUCCCAGUUUGCAGCUGGGGUGACUCAAAGAGCAGCCGGGGUGUCUCCUGGUACGGCGUCACCCCCACCAACCUCACCAACACGGUCACACACGUCUCCGCCUCUGCCGGCGGGCCCGGUGCCGACCUCGCCCGAUGAGCACGAGGUGCGCUGCGUAGAGGGCUAUGCGAACAACAUGUAUGUUGGCGGAUCCGACGGUGUCAUCGAGUGGUGGAUAUAUGAUGGCAACGCUGGUACAAGCGAGAAUCGAGGGUGGAAGCUGCAGACCAAGCACAAGGUCUUCCCUGCGCGUCCUAUCAGCAAGAUCGUCUUACUGCCCAAGGUCGGGCGGUGCUUUGUUCUUUCAGACGGCACACUGCACCCUCUAUCGCUCCCCAACCUCGAACCUGUACCCAGCAGUCAGAUCCCGCCCAUCCGCGGCGUCGUAUCGGUGGCACUCAACGACGAUGAGCUCGACCUAGGGCUGGAAACCGACAACGUCACAGAUAUGACGAUAGUGGUUGUCAAGCGCAAGGGUCUUGUUAUCUACAGGCUUGGGACGCGCAUGACCUCAGUAAAGGAAAUCCCCCUCCCUUCGCCACCGACCAGUCAUGCGCUGUUCUCGACUUACUUUUGCGCUGCGCUACCAACAGACUUUGGGUUGGCAUACUGUGUGAUUGACCUGUCGGACGCGUCCAUGACGGAGGUCUUGCCCGUGUCGCAGAUUGGUGACGCGGGCGACUUUGUGCCCAACCCCAACACCGUCGUCAUUCCCGGCGAGAACCAGUUCCUCGUCACCAGCUACACUGGCCAGAACACCAUGGGUGUCUUCCUCAGUGGCCAGGGUGACCCCGAGCGUGGAACUAUGGAAUGGAGCGAGCAUCCGUUGUCAAUUGCUGUGGAGUCGGGUUACAUCAUCGCCCUGUUGCGCAACAACACUAUAACGAUCCAUUCGAUAAACGAGCUGGACCAUCCUGUGCAGACUAUUUCUCUGGAGCCAACGCUCGGCACAUUCCAGCUCAGCUAUUCUCCCUAUGGUGUCGCGAUUCGAGACUUUAUCCGAGAUGAGCGAAUGGCGACUGCAUCGUUCACGCUCCUCAGUGGAAAGCUCUCGCCCAUCAAACCCGUUCUGGCCCUGCCAUCGCCGGAGAGCAAGUCUGACACUGAGCUGGGUCCAGACGCGGACACUGCUGAAACGCGAUCCGAAUCACCCAAUGAGGAGCCUCUCCCCGGUUCUGGUCUAACCCCACCGUCGUCGCCAAAGUUCAAGAGGCAGCCUGUAAAGGUAUCGUCUGAACCAUCGCUUCUCACAAUGAGCUCUGGUCCUCGCGAUGUGCCGACCUCGUCGACCAUUGCCGAGACUCUUCUUAUCGGGCGCCAUAGUGUGCAGGGCCUGACACCCACACCACCAAUCCUUCGAUUGGAGCAGCUGUGCGCUGAACGCAAGAUGGACGAGGCCAUUGCUCUUGUCGAUGAGGAGCGACGAAAGGGACGACGGGGAGAGAUUGAGGGCGAUAAAGCCACUCACUCUGCCACACUUCGGCUUCUCCAUCUCUACCUCGCCUCCAAUCUCAUGCUGGAGACGGUGUUUGAGCGAGCGGGAGACUACUUUUCCAAGGGGAAAAUUGACGCACGCCUUGUUGUUCGUCUGUUCCCAGAAUACCGCGGGAAGGUUAUUGGAACGGCCGAGGAGGUGACAGUUAUGGACGGCCUGAGGCCCAUUCUGGCCAAGACGGGGACGGUGGACGAGAUCAUCACCGAUUUUCUUGAACGGAACGCCACCAGCCAUGAAGACUCGGAGAAGAACGACCUUCGCCUCGCUCUCUACGACAGUGCCAAGAGUAUGCUUACCGAAUUCCUCCGCAAGACGCGCACGUCUCGCCGUAAGGGCCAUGGCUCGCGAGGCGCCGACUCGGCCAAGAUUGACAUUGUCAUUGACAACACGUUUGCCAAGUUGCUUGCGGACGAGGGCCAGACGACCGAGCUCCUGAAGCUGCUUGAAUCCAAGAAUGACGUUGUCCUCUCGGAGCUUGAGCCCUUCCUUGCAAACAGGAAGUAUGUUCUCAGCAGGGUCAUGAAGCAGCAAGGCCGCACAGACCGUGUCUUGGAGCUUCUCAAGGAAAUUGCCGAGGAACCCACCCCUAACCGCCUCUGCGCUGACCCAGUCGGUGAGCUGGUCAAGGAGCUUGAGAAUGUCCAAGACCCAGAGCAGCUGCGUCAGUAUGCUCUGUGGCUAGUGAAGCGCGAUCCAGAACAGUGUCUGAACCUGUUGAUCACGAAAGCUGCCAAGGUCAAAGUCGACGACGCCCAGCUGUUCCAAGACUUGCAGGCCCUCGACAAUGAUGUUGCCCACCGUUAUCUCGAGCAUGUGGUCAUUGGCAAGCGGUCGCCCAACCGCGAAUUGAACGAGGCUUUACUGUCGCGACUGCUGGAGCAGGCUGCCGAGAUGGUGCACGACGACGGUAUCAAGUAUCAUCUUGAGGAACUGGAUGCCGAGUACCGCCUCUUGAAGGAGCCACAAGGCUACCCAGUCUUCUUCGCCGACAUAGCGCCUGCCACGCCGUUCAAGACGUUGCGCCUCAAGCUAAUGCUGUUCUUACAAGGGAGCCAGCAUUACGACCUUGACCAGGCGUCCAGCCGACUGGAGCAGCUUUUGAAAGCGCUGGUAAUGGAGCGCGUUAUCGUUUUCGGCCGUCUCGGACGUGACAGGGCGGCAUUGGCUCUGCUUGUCCGCGACCUGCCCGACUCUGUCUCGGCCCAAAACUACUGCACCCAAGGAGGCGAGGUCGUGCCGCCCAAGGUCGCUCGUGAGAUUGUCACCCACGCUCCUGAGCUCGUCACUUGGGCUGCCAUGGGAGAGGGCCGUAAACGUCGGGGCACGGUCGACUCGGACACUCAGCACAAGCUCGUGCGAGAGCUUCUCGGCGCGUACAUGCGCGACGGAGGCAACACGACGCGCACGGCCGAGCUGCUGUCAGCACAGGGCAUCCACCUGGACGUCAAGGAGGUGCUGAAGAAGGCACCGAACGACUGGCCCCUCGACGUCGUGACGACCUUCUACCAGCGGAGUGUGAGGAGGCAGCUUCACGAGCGGUCAAAGUGGCAGAUUCUCAAGGCCAUCUCGGCCGGACAAAACUUGGAGACUUCGGAACGAUACCUCGAUGCCAUGGCGCGCAUCCCGCCCACCAUUGUGGAUACGCCUCCCGAGGGCGACGAAAAGGUGCAGGAGGAGAAGCUCGAGGGUCUGAGCGACAACGAAAAGAGCCCCACGGAGGAGCCCGAGGAGAUGGGAUACGAGGUCCAGAGCAAGGAGGUCGAGCUGCAAGACAUGCCGUCUGUCCGUCACGGUGCCAACACCACAUACUAG